Molecule: messenger RNA, 1776 nt
Organism: Guillardia theta CCMP2712
Lineage: Eukaryota; Cryptophyceae; Pyrenomonadales; Geminigeraceae
Exons: 4
Coding region: 1-1776 (591 amino acids)
Source: RefSeq, a predicted model, not a curated record
AUGCAGCGGUGCGUGCGCUCCUGGAGCUGUUUCGCAAGCUCCUCCCACCUCUUGUCUUCUCUCCUCCUCCUCCUCUCUUCCUUGCCCACUUCUCAUGGUCAGAACACCUCCUGGGUCAGCCCCACGAAGCCUUGUACCUCGCCCUUGUACCUCCCUACUUGCCCUGUCGUUCAGCAGUGUGCAGAUGCUUGGUACAACGUCUCAUUCCUGGAAAAGUUCACCUUCUCUGUUGCCGCCAUGCAUCCUGUCUACGGGGCAGUCACCAUGCGAAUCAACUCGUAUGAGACCGCAACCCCCAACGAGGUUGCCUUCCUUCUCAGGCCUACCAUCUGGUCCAAUUUGGACUUCAUGAACCCCACCUAUACUCCCCCUGCCACAGCGACAGCCUGGUCUAAGUUCUCUCGCCCCAACAACAACGUCUCGUUGCUGACCUUCUCAUGGAACUUGACAGCGCAAGAAUCAGUCACUGUCAAGCCGGGCAUCAUCAACAUGACCAUGUCAGCCGAGUACAUGUUUGCAAAUCUGCCUUCGAACAACUCAGCUUGCAACAAGACGUUUCAUUUCGUUGUUUGCGGUAACCCUUAUUUUGAGCUCACGCCCAAGAUUGAUUUCACUCCAUUUCUUGGUGCCCCGAAGUUCCAGACCUUUCCAGCUCAGACGUUCACAUGUGGAGUGACUCAGCCUUGUGUCUUGACGCCGGGGCGAACGGAAGUGAUCAAUGGGAAGUCGAUCAAUGUGUUUGACUUCGGCAUGUACAACAUGAACACUCAGAUUAAUCGAGGAGUUUUCCUUGAAGAGCCCCUCGAGGUUCACGUGGCCGCCAUAACCUUCAACUAUGGCAGCAGGGCCAAAUUCUUCGUCGCAGUUGAUCCUGGAAUACCCAUUGGCAUGCGUGUGGACCCGGAGCCCUGCCCCACAAAUUCUACGGAGAAUGCUUGCUACAAGAUCUCUUGGACUCCCAAGGCAAACAACCUACUCGACCCUAUCGUGCUGGGUGGACCAACCCAGUACCUCUAUGCCUUCUUCUAUGCGCAGACGGAACAGACCACUUUAUAUGGUUGUGCAAACAAGGUUUCUCCUAUGUCAGCCAUCAAGUUUGGAAUCUUGCUUCCAAAUUCGAAAUGGACGUUGCAGGCGCCCUCAACGGUCCAACGUGCCUUUGUCGGAACUGAGUAUUCGAUGCACGUGAUGUGUUAUUCCAACUAUGUUCCCAGAGUUGAUGUACAAGGCCCGCUGAGGGGAAACAUCACACUGGUGAACAGCACCACUUAUCAGAACGGGGAGAAGGAAGUGACCUACUUGUUCAAGUACUUCCCCUUGAGAGGCGACGAGGGUCACACCUUCAACUGGGUCUUCUCCUGUGGGGACUCGAAACGCAUCGUCCCACCACUCACCAGCACCUUGAGCUUGAAGAUUGAGCUCUGCGCCUACACCGUUGUGCCCAUGGACACCUUGACAACCCUCACACGAAGGUAUCAGCUGAGCACCAACUGGCUCAACCUGUGGAAUGCAAACCCAACUCGCGUGCCAGAUCCCGACAUGAACCUCGCCGUGGGCGACAUCAUCAAGGUCGGGCCUGUCUACCACACCAUGGCCGGGGAGACGCUCGCCUCCAUCGCAGGAAAGUUCUCGACUACAGUGAAGCAGCUCCUCAACGUCAACCCCCAGCUGUCUGUGCAGACACCAGACGUUGAGCUUGCAACCGGAACGGAGAUGUGUGUGAUGGCCUGCACUAGCCUGCCCAACCCCUCGAUGGUCUAUAAGUGGGCUUAUUGA